AUGGAUUCAUCCCUGACAUGCACAUACUACAAGUAUUGGUCAAACAAUCCUGAUGUUUCCCUCGAAUCAGGAUGGACCAUUUUGGAAAUUCUCCUUCAAACCGCAUUCGCUCUGCCCAUCAUGAAACUUCACAUGAUCGCACCCCUCCCGGAUGAGGACGAUAGUCGCUUUCGUUCGUCGCGAUCUGCACCCAAAAAGCCCGCGCAUCGUGACCUCCGGCCCGCGCGGGGGAUCCUAAAGAAGAACAGCAGCGGCGAUGUCGACGAGACGGACAGAAGCAGCGUGCUGAUCCCGGCGUUUGUCGCAGGUGCCGCGGUCGGCUAUUUUCUGUGGCGCGACGACGGCUGGCCCCAAGCUGCCAUGAAGAGCGAACUACUCUCCACGACGGGAGCGGCUGGCCAGGAGGACGUUAUGCACACUUCUUCUCAUCCCGUGUUUGUUUCCCUCAUCUUUUCGGCAUCUGUUUCCAAACCGGUCAAGGCCAUAUUCUCGAGUCAACCACGUUUACCGGAAUGCAACCCGGAGACCCAUGACGGCCCCGACAAGCACCAGACCGCCGGCCUGCCACCUCCGAGUCCACAUCCCACCUCCGAGUCCGUUCGCACCACGGCAGGCGACUGCCUCGCAAACGGAAUCCACGGCAUCUCUCCCUUGCGCAGCAGGCCGACCCUCCUCAUCCUCCAGACGACCAGCAGGAAGACGGCGGCGCCGCACGCGAGGCAGGCCACGGCCAGGCCGAGACUGAUGCCCAUGCUCGCCGCAACCUCCUUCUCUCGCAGGGGCGCCGGCCACGGUGCCGAGUUGGGUCUCCUGGCGUGCUCCAACGUGGCGGCGGCGGUGACCUUGGGGAGGCAGAGGUGCAUCUUGGGGGAUUCGUUCUUGUUGUGGCCCUGGGGGAUGGGCCCUUGA
Pyricularia pennisetigena is the source of this 909-nucleotide messenger RNA. RefSeq lists its product as uncharacterized. Lineage: Eukaryota; Fungi; Ascomycota; Sordariomycetes; Magnaporthales; Pyriculariaceae. The record is from RefSeq and is a predicted model, not a curated record. The transcript has 4 exons. Bases 1 to 909 code for a protein of 302 amino acids.